Messenger RNA from Spodoptera frugiperda (fall armyworm), 1170 nucleotides. RefSeq lists its product as uncharacterized. The record is from RefSeq and is a predicted model, not a curated record. NCBI's taxonomy places the organism in Eukaryota, Metazoa, Arthropoda, Insecta, Lepidoptera, Noctuidae. The transcript has 4 exons. Bases 284 to 868 code for a protein of 194 amino acids.
UAUCAUCAGUACAGUUUAUUCAUAAAUGUAUUUUUGUUGCUUAUCAUAAUGUGUUUUAUCGUUUCGCAGAGUGGCACAUACAUACACAUUUGUUGAUGAUACCGGCUCUGGGGCGGUUGACUAAUAACUUGUAAUUAAUUCGCAAACCUAAUUGCAAAAAUAAAUAUAUAUUUUACUAUAUAGCAUUUAUUUUAUUAAGCGCUUUGGAUAUCAUCAAAAUAGUGGGGGAUUGUGGUGCCUUAGAACAUUUUUUUUUUUUAAAUAGUGUAGAAAAUAAAUUAUCAUGAAAAUUGAACUGCCUGUGUGUAAAAGAUGCUGUUUCUGUAUACCCUUGCGACGAGGGUUGUUAGUGUGGGGAUAUAUUAAAUUGCUAGCUGAUUUAUACUUUCUCACAAUAAUGUCCUACAUAUUGUUAAUCCUAAUUGCAUUCAGUGCGUAUGGACAGGAAUUCGCUGGUAUGGUCGUUGUCAUUGCUGUAUUUUUGAUUGAUUUCGCAAUGACUAUAGUAUUCAUCAUUGGGGCUCAUAAGAAAAUCGUGAAGUAUAUGAGAUUAUUCUACUUCUUGAGUAUAGCGAUGUUGGCACUGACGCUGCUGUUGGUGAUCAUACACAUCUGCCUACUGUCAAACUACCCUUGGUUCAGAUCCCGUACUGAUGCUUUGGAGUACGGCAUCAAGGUCUACUCUAGUUACUUCUUUGUAAUAGUGGUCCAGAUCUACUUCAUAUUUUUAUUAAGGAGCGAGAUUAUCAAGCUGAAGAAUAGCUGCAAGUUCAGGUUCGUGAACAAUACUGCUGAGGCUCUUUGCUCCAUGGAGUGUGAGCCUCAAGGAGUACCAGCUGUUGUGGAAGCAGCUGAAGAAGCCCAGUGAAGACUGAAACAUGUACUUAUAGUUCAUCGUCAUCAUCACAUCGGCUGCAAGACAUCUCCUGAACAUAGGCCUCUCCCAAUGAAGUUCUUUCCUUCCAGAUAGGACUGGUGGAAGUCUCUUGCCUCCAGAGGCUUUCGGUGACCUUCAUCAGGUCGACUGUCGGGGUGGGUGUUGUCGUCUCCAUUUCAGUACUGCAUUGUAUAGUUGUGUGCUUGUGUGUUUAUGUGUGCGUGUGUGUGUAAAGAAUGCUCACGACUGUCUGAUUAUUAUUUAUUUUGUGAUUAAAUAGCAUAUGUUACCUA